CGGGCUUGUCCUUACGCGCGGAUAUCAGAAAUUAUUCCAACUAAAUAUCAUAAUAUUAAUAUCAUUAUCAUAUUUCGAACGCAACAAUCGUUUUUUGUUUCGAACACAUACUCGUCUCUGGCACGAUGUCACUCAAGUUGGCAGUUGCGUUGUUUUUCGCCGUGACAACUGUCGCACACUGUGCAAACAUUUUAGAUUACUUUGACUUUGAAGACGGGAAGAAGCUGAUAGAGGUAGCGGAGAAGCGCGAAGACCAGAAUGACAGGAGUUGCGCAUGCAAGGGGCCGGCCUGUGUUUGCUGUGUCAACUUUAACAUUACCUUUAUUGACCUCGGUGGUCCAGGUUGUGUUCACAUGAAAUAUCUGUCUCCUGAGGAUGGCUUUUCUGUGAACGUUUCUUACGGCAAGAACCUCAUCCACAGCGCUAAAAUACAAGGCACGAACCCUGCACCAAUAUGCCUCGAAGUGAUAGGCAAGUUCGCCCAAGUGUGCGCCAAGUUUAGCGACAUGGCGCCGACUGCCGAUGGACUGAGAGGUUGUCUGGAGCUGGAGCCGAGGAUCUUCGGGGACAAGCAGCUGGAAUUCCCGAUCGGCUGCUUCAGGUCCAAAUCCGGGGGAAUGGAGAUGGAAGACCCACCAGAAGAGACUGAAUCUACCACCCAAGAUGGCGAAGAUAGCACCGAAGAAGAGACCCCAGCAUUUAAUGCGGAGUCUUUCCUAAUGGAAAUAUACCAGACAGCUGAGCAAGGUGUCGCCUUUCUAUCGAGCUUAUUAGAUCUACCGAACAAACUGAACGGAACCAAACCAGUUGUUCCAGAAACCACCACGGUCAAAACGCAAGAGGAAGGCGCAGACAACUCUCAAACGAGAGGACCAAAGAGCUUGAAACAUCCUAACCAAUUGUGAUAUUAAUAAGGACAUAUAAAUUAAUCAAGUACAAACUCAGGCUAUAGUGAAAAUUAGCACUGCAUGCGAGAAUGUUGAAAGUGUGCGCCGAUCCUAUUUAUUGCUUUAAGUUAUGUAAACGACGC
Messenger RNA from Chilo suppressalis (striped riceborer), 1030 nucleotides. The record is from the annotation of a GenBank genome assembly. Lineage: Eukaryota; Metazoa; Arthropoda; Insecta; Lepidoptera; Crambidae.